Meloidogyne enterolobii is the source of this 2240-nucleotide messenger RNA. The record is from the annotation of a GenBank genome assembly. NCBI's taxonomy places the organism in Eukaryota, Metazoa, Nematoda, Chromadorea, Rhabditida, Meloidogynidae.
UCUGUUUAUUUAUUAUAUGGAAGAAAUUCCUGUAGCCGUUGAGGGCGAAAAGUCACCUUUAAAUGUCAGCACAGUUAAGGAGCCAUGUACAAAUCCACUCGAACAGAUUGAACGUCUUUUGACUUGUCCAAUAUGUCUUGACCGGUAUAAACAACCAAAACUUCUGCCAUGUCAGCACACAUUCUGUUUAUCUUGUUUAGAAAGUUAUGUUGAAUCUACUGGAGGCAGACCUCGUCUUCGAUGUCCAGAAUGCCGUAAUGAACAUUCAUUGUCUUUGGAUGGGGGUGUUCAGUCGCUACAAACAAAUCUUACAUUGCUUUCAUUCCUUGAAAUUCAUAUGGAAGCGAGUGCAGCUAAUGCCGAAGAAAUGCAGGCUUAUGUUCAACGUUUCAAUAUGGAAAGAUGCCGAGUUUGUGAGGAAAAGGCGGAAUUAGAGCUUUGUGUUCAUUGUGAACGUAAAUGCUGUUCUGAGUGUAGAACCUCUCAUUUGGAUAUGCUUAAACGUGAUUUGAGUAGACUUUUAGGACAAGUUCGGCGUCUUUCCACGCGUGUUCGCGAAGCUAGUUCUGGAUUAGGUCGAGGUCUUGAACAUAUGUUAGCAAAUGGGGAACAAACUAAACAAGAAAUCCGUGAAUACUUUAAUAGAUAUCAGCGAGAAUUGAAAAUUAGAGAAGAAAAUUUUAUUGAACAGGCAGAUGUGUUUAUCCAAAACGAAGAAAGAUUGUUAAGAACAUUGCGUGAUGCUUUAGAUGUUGAAUGGAAUAAUUUACAAGAUGCUUGUCUUUGGGUGGAUUCUGUUUUAAAUGGGCAACGAACGGCUCGGGAUGAUGAAUUGGCACGAUUUAAGUUAGAAUUUCAACAAGGACUUGAUUAUCUUCGUUCAUUUCAACCAGAUUCUGAUGAAUUAUUUGCAAAAAAGUUGCGAUUCUCACCUGGGGAUGAUGCUGCAAAGUUACCCACAGCAAUAGCUAAUUUUGGCGAACUCUCAGUUUCUCUGCCACAAUUUGCAAAUCGUUACCUCCCAUUAGAACAACAAUAUUUGCCUAGGCCAUUUCGAAUGGGGCUUGAAUCAGAUAAUUUUAUGAGGUUCCAAAAACAACUAAGAGGGGGAGGAGAAGGUAGUAAAUUAAGUUAUCGGGUAGAAAAAGAAAAUUUAGAAGUCGAGAAUGCUGGGGCAACACGUUGGAGAAGGAGGAAAGAAUUGGAGGAUGAGGCAUGGAAUCGUCUUCACGCUGAUGGAUUAACACCUCCACCUCCUUGGUCAUCCAAUACUUCCCACCCAACAUCUAAUAGAGCAUCCCCAAUGCCCCAACUUCAAAUUGACACAAAUAUAGGGAAAGGUGCUGGAAUACCUUCAAAAUCCCCAGUUUCUCAAACAACCCCGACAAACACAAAAAACACAAUUUUAUCUCCAAUACCUAAUAAAGUGACGGAAAAAGGAGAAAUUGUUGAUAAUAAUUUGAAUACAACAAAAAUAUCAUUAAAUUCUCCAUCCAACAACAAUUCUCCAAAAAAUGCUUUAUCCCCUACAACAAUUUUGGAUGAUUCCAAAACAUCCCCCAAACAAUCCCAACAAAAACCCCAAACUCAACAAAUACAAAAAAGCGGUAUUCCAGCUCUAACAACAAACACAACAAAUAAAUCUGGAAAUUCUGCUACGAAUGUUUCAGGUUCUCGAGGACGUCUUUUAAUGGUAACUGGUCCAAGUCGUGGAGGUAGUAACAGUAAUAUAAGUGAUGGAACUACAAUAUCGACUGGUCAAGGGCAGAAUACAAGUGGAGGAGGGAGAAGAAUAAGUGGUGGAGGAACAAUAACAACUCCAAUCAUUCAACAACAACAACAGAAAAAAACUUCCCAAAAGCCUCCACUUCCAACAACACAACGUCAAAUUUCUAAUGAAGAAUCUUCAAAAGGAAAUAAAAAAGCUUCUAAUAAUAGCAGAAAAAAUUCAUUAGAAAAAUCAGAAGAUGAACAACAACAAAAUUUAAAAAGUAAUGAAAAUAAAAAACAACAAAAGGCAAGUAAAUAAAUUAAUGAGUUUAUUUUUUAAUCCCAGAUUAGUUAGAAUGAUUCGGUGAUUUUUUCUUAAAUUUCUUUCUUCCUAUAGUAUUUUUAAUUUGCCCGGUUAAUGAAUACUGUUUAUACUCUAUUAAUAAUACUUUUGGUAAUUAUUGUUUCUACCUCUCUCUGGAGAGGGUAAUUAAUAGAGGUUAUUUUAGGAAGGCUAAUCAUGACUAUUU